Molecule: messenger RNA, 1707 nt
Organism: Chrysoperla carnea
Lineage: Eukaryota; Metazoa; Arthropoda; Insecta; Neuroptera; Chrysopidae
Product: mucin-6-like
Exons: 9
Coding region: 70-1419 (449 amino acids)
Source: RefSeq, a predicted model, not a curated record
UAUACCAUAUUUAAUAUUUUUCAGACAAACAAAUUUUUAAUUCUGAAUGAAUUAAAAAAAUUUCCAACAAUGAUUUACAAUCAACAUUUAUCAGUAUUAAGUUUAAUUCUAUUAAAUUUUCAUUUUACACCGACAUUUGGUACACUUCAAAAUGAGAGUGAUUGUACAGAAAAUGAGGAACUGGACACUUGUGGAAAUCGUUGUGAGAGUACAUGUGAGGAUAUUUACGGAUUUCGACCAUGCCCAGAAAUUUGUGGACCACCGGCAUGUGUUUGCUCAGGAAAUUAUGUACGCCAUCCCAAUGGAGAAUGUGUUUUACCAGAAAAAUGUCCAAAAAAAUGUCCGGCAAACGAGUAUUUGAAAUUAUGUGGUCGAAUAUGUGAAGACUCUUGUGAAAAUUAUGGUAAAAUAAAACAUUGUCCACGACUUCAAUGUACCAAUUUUACUCAAAAUUGUUCUUGUAUCGAGGGCUAUGUUCGAAAUCAAAAAGGCGAUUGUGUGAAACCAGACGAAUGUCCAAAUUGUCGAAAAAAUGAAACUUAUACUGAAUGUGGAUCUUCUUGUCCAAAGACUUGUAAUCCUCGAUCUGAUGCUGAAUUUGUAUGUCCUGCAGUUUGUCUUGAGGGAUGUUUUUGCUCUAAUGGCUAUGUAACAUCCAAAAGUUCUAAUUCUUGUAUUUUACCUUCAGAUUGUCCCAAUUCUGAAAAAUGUUUCGAAAAUGAAACUUUCCUUGAUUGUGGCUCUUCUUGUCCUGACACUUGCGAUAAUUACAAAAAUCCAAAUAGAAUAUGUACUUUACAAUGUGUUCAAGGAUGCUUUUGUAAGACAGGAUUAGUUCUUAAUGCUGAUAGAAAAUGUGUAAGUCCUGAUCAAUGCCCACCUGUACAAACUUGCGGAGAACAUGAAGUCUAUAAGGAUUGUGGAACAGCAUGUCCAGACACUUGUAGUAAUUUAGGAACUAAACGUAAAUGCGUUGCGAAAUGUGUUAAAGGAUGUUUUUGUGAAGAUGGAUAUGUUCGAUCAGAUAGUAAAGGAUGUGUUCUUCCAACGCAAUGUCCAGUAAAUGAAACGUGUACAAAACCUUAUGAACAAUAUAAUCCUUGUGGGUCCAAAUAUCAAAGAAGUUGUUCGAACUUUUUUAAUUACAGUCGACCAGAAUGUGAUUGUCAAGAAAUGUGCGAGUGUGUUAGUGGUUAUGUUCGGGAUCUUAAUGGAUUUUGUGUCCAACCACAAGAGUGCCCAAACAUAUGUGGAACGAAUGAAAAAUUUGACUGUGGAUCAGCAUGUGAUACGGAAUGUAAAACUUUGGGUGAACCAUGCCCGAUAGUAAAUGUUAAAUGUAAUGAAAAAUGUUAUUGUGUUGAUGGUUAUGCAAGAAAUUGUAAAGGAGAAUGUGUACCAAUUAACGAAUGCACAUAAACAAUGUCCAUUUGCCCAUUUAAAACCAGCUAAAUCGAGAAAAAAACUUUAUUAUGGAAAAACUAAAAAGAAUGGAUUUAAGAGAAAUGCAUUUCGAGGAAAGGGAAUGAUCUAUUUCAAAAAUCACCAGCUUUUUUGAACCACUUUUCUACAGACAAUGUCAGGAUCUUUCUUAAAAAUAUAGGGUAUUGAUUGAUAUCAUAUUAAUAAACAAAUAUAAUAUAUAAUUCGAAAAAUCUCUUUUAAGUGAUAAGUAUAGUUUUUAUUCGCUACUUAAUGAAAUAAAAC